AUGGCUUCCUUCCAGGUGAUGCUGGUUCUCUUUGCUUUGCUACAGCAAUCAUUGCCCACUAAAGGAAAGGAUCCAGCUUUCACUGCAUUGUUAACCAACCAACCGCAAAUUCAAAGAGAGAUUGUAAAUAAACACAAUGAACUGAGGAGAUCAGUUAACCCCACUGCCAGCAACAUGCUAAAAAUGGAGUGGAACAUAGCAGCAUCAGGAAAUUCUCAAAAAUGGGCUAACAAGUGUAUUUUAGAGCACAGUAAUUCCCAAGACCGAAAACUCAAUACAAAAUGUGGUGAGAAUCUCUAUAUGUCAAGUGACCCUACUUCUUGGUCAGCUGUAAUUCAAAACUGGUAUGAUGAAAGUGAGUUUUUUACUUAUGGUGUAGGAGCAAAACCCAAUGCAGCUGUCGGUCAUUAUACUCAGGUUGUUUGGUAUUCAUCUUACAAAGUUGGAUGUGGAAUUGCUUACUGUCCCAACCAAGACAUCCUAAAAUACUUCUAUGUUUGCCAAUACUGUCCUGCGGGUAACAAUGCGUUGAAAAAGGGCACUCCUUACCAUCAAGGGGAAGCUUGUGCUAGCUGUCCCAAUAACUGUGACAAUGGACUAUGCACCAAUAGCUGUGAGUAUGAAGAUUUGCUUAGUAACUGUGAGUCCUUGAAGAGCACAGCAGGCUGUGGACACGAGCUUCUCAAGGAAAAGUGUCAGGCUACUUGCCUGUGUGAAGGCAAAAUUCACUAA
Molecule: messenger RNA, 732 nt
Organism: Onychomys torridus (southern grasshopper mouse)
Lineage: Eukaryota; Metazoa; Chordata; Mammalia; Rodentia; Cricetidae
Product: cysteine-rich secretory protein 2-like
Exons: 7
Coding region: 1-732 (243 amino acids)
Cellular component (GO): extracellular region
Source: RefSeq, a predicted model, not a curated record